UGGGGCAAGUGCCAGUGAGGUGUUCGAGUGAGACAGGCUUAGGGGUGACACUGAGAGGAUCUAGUGAGUAAGUGGGUGUGCGUCCAAAUUUAUAACAGUCCUUCAUGCCAUCAAGGAAAACGUAUCAGUACAAAGUCGUAAUUCCGUGCAAACAAUUCUAAUCCUUCUGGAAUAUCCCGGGAAUCAGGAAUGUGAUAGAGAGACUGGGAAAAAAAUAUCUGUACUAGGAUAUUGGUGAACAUAUUAAAUAGUGAAAGACUGGUUACUAGUUAGUACUGACAACCCUUCGUAGUGAUGUCAUGAUAUAAAAACUAGUGCGAAGAAGAGACGAAAUUAUGACUUCAAAGUUAUUCCCCGAUGGUCGAAAAACCUUGAUAAAACGCACACGAAAAGUAUCUACAGCGAAGUACAUUAAACAAACAAGGACAAGCUGUGCACUAUAAGAGGGAAGCUUGUGGCGAAGCAGUUAGCGACAAACAGGAGGAGAGAUAGGGGAAGAGAGGAAAUGGUUGGAGAGUAAUAUGAGGAUAUAAAGCACCUUGAAACCAAAAUGUGACGUCACAAAAACGUCACAAACUUACGCGAACGCCCACAACUUUAUCAAGCCCACCGCUUACGAUGACCGACGUGGGCGUAGAUGGUGAUCGUUGUGUGGGCGGCAGUAAAGGAGGAAGAGGUGUGGGGAAUGGGCUGAGUUUAUUGGACGGAGAUUCGUGGGAAACGAAAGCUAACGAACUCUUUAAUCUGUGCGAUCGAGAAAGCAAAGGAUUUAUCACCAAACGCGACUUGCAGAGGCUGUGGGGGGAGCUCCCUCUGGGUCCGGACGAGUUGGAGGGCGUGUUCGAUUCCCUGGACGAAGACCACAACGGCUUCCUCUCCCUUGAGGAGUUCACUGACGGAUUCGGUCGACAUCUUGGCCUGAUUGUACAGUUCAGAGCAGACGAAGAAUCUCUCCUGACCUCCGGAGCCGCGAUCGAGGACGAGAAUGGAAACGAGGACGACGAUGAUGCCACAGAUCUCUCCAAGGAACAGCUGGAUUACCUCCUCGAUAGACUCCUCCAGCAGGACCUGGAGAGCAACUCGGCGGUCGUGGAAGCUGUGUGGAGACAGGUGUGCGGCGCGAGGACAGGUGUGGACGAGGUGGAAGACGGGAGCGAGGGAGGAGGAGGAAGAGGAGGAGGAGGAGGAGGAGGGGGCGACGUCUCUCCCUCCCAUGGUGCCGGGCUAGGACGUCUCGUGGUCGCCCUCAUGCAGGAGCUUACCAGGAUGAAGCUUGCCUCUGGGCGGCCAAGGCGGAAGGACUACAACAAGCAGGUCUCGAAGUUGUACGAGGAGCUAGAGUGUCAGAUCAGCGGAGAGAGGUCAAAGGUGGCACUCGAGCACAGCCAGAAGGAGGCGCGCGCACUCGCUAGUUUGGAGGGUGAGGUAGCAGAGAGGGAGGCGGCGCUACGGAGCCUGGAAGACGAACAGCUGAAGAUGAGGCAGAGGCUUGAGCAGGUUCUGGCAGCUGAGACCGCAGCACGAAGCGAAAAUUCGUUCCUCUCGCAACAUGUGGAGAAGCUCGAGGCCGACUUGAACCGCCGAGAAUCCGAAGUGUAUGAGCUACAGUCCGCCCUCGACGCCCUCAAGCAUAAGACUAAGGAGGAGAAACGCAGGAGAGCUCACCAAGCCUUCAAGGUGACGGAGGGCAUCGCGAGGGAGAGGGAGAGCCUGGUCACGCAGCUGGACCUCCUCCGCUCCAUCAACACGCAGCUGAGGGACGAGCAGGACCAGGCCGGGGGACCGCACAGCCACCUGCGUCGAAGGUGCAGAGAGGGCGGGGGCGGCCUUGGUAGCUCUGGCUCCUCAAGCUCCGCCUCCACGCCAACGUCGACCAAUGGCUUGGCAGGAAACGGCGGCGUCUUGUCCCAAUCGACGACGGAGGGCGGAGUUAAAGUUGAGAUGACCCCGCCCACUGACACCCGACCGAUACCGCCCAGUCACCUCCCUCUCCUACCUAGCCCCGCCCAUUGCCUUUCUCUACCUCCAGGUGCGUGGUCACCGUCCAACCGGAGCAGCGACUGUGAACACGAUGAGGAUUAUUUCAACAAUGCAGCCAUAGGCAUAGGACCGCCCAUGCCGCCCUUGGAGAGCACCACGCCCCUAGAGCAAAGUCUCCUGAGGGAGUUGCUGGAGCAGCCCGUCCUCUGCGCAUCGUGCGGGGGAACCAAUCCUACCGCGAUAGCUCCCACGCACGCUCGUCUCCACCGUAAGGACUCCAUGACCCAGACUCCUUCUCCCUCCUCCUCCGCCUCCUCCCCCUCUCGCCUCCCCCCUACCCCCGCCCCACGAAGGAUCGAUUCCUCUUCCAACACGGAUUCAAGGGAGAGAGAGAAGGACGAAAGGGAAGAGGAAGAGGAGGAAAAGGAAGAGAGUGACACGUUGUUAGAAGUCGGUGUGGAUGGAAGGUGUCUUUGUGAGAGACGCGACAGCCAGUCCUCCGUGAGCUCUCAGCACUCCGCCACCAUCCUCAUCUACCACCCGGGCCGUCGCUCCUCCUCGCCCGACGCCCACCCGUCUGACGCCCAGUUCCCUCCUGCUGGUCCCGCCCACCCUCCUCUCACACGCACCCCUGCCAGCCACCAGAAACUCCCGCAGAGCACCCCGCCCAGGCCCAGACACUCCAGCCUCGGCGUUCGGUUUUCGGACGAGCUUGAAGUGCAGUUCUUUGAGACCGGGGAUGGAGACGGCAGCUCCCGCGUUGUCAGGAGGCAAAUGGUUGACCUCGCUCACGCUUCCGAUGUGUGUUCGAGCGCAGUUGGAUCGGGAUCUGAGUGCACAUCGGGUCAAGGAGGUUCGAAGGGGUCCGGUACCGGGUUAUGCGGAUUUUCAUGCGAAAACAUUACUGAUGGAGAUGGAACUUCACAUGAUAUCAGCGCCAGCGCGGUAUGUAAAGGGGGGAACGGACUGAAUAAAUACGUCACCGGAGACUGUGAAGAUUCAGAAACCGGCAGAGGACGUGGAAGUUCAGAGACACCGAAAUCCAACGGCCUCUCCAGGGGCGACGGAACGGGAGAUUGCAAAACAUCAUCUGACGAAAAACAAAGGGAUAAGGACGACGAGAGCGACUGCAGUAAGCAUCAGAGCCAACAGCAACACCAGCAAUAACGACAACAAGUACAACUACACCAACGGCAACGACAGGAACCACCAUGGCAACAGUCUCGAAGAAGACGAAGCCACUCAGCCAACGCGCAUCCUCAACCUGCAGGUCCUCGAGCCAAGAAUGACGCAACACCUCAAGCUGCAUUAC
This is a messenger RNA of Penaeus indicus, 3292 nucleotides long. RefSeq lists its product as uncharacterized. Gene Ontology annotation, cellular component: trans-Golgi network membrane. The transcript is spliced from 15 exons. Bases 619 to 3147 code for a protein of 842 amino acids. The record is from RefSeq and is a predicted model, not a curated record. Lineage: Eukaryota; Metazoa; Arthropoda; Malacostraca; Decapoda; Penaeidae. Gene Ontology annotation, molecular function: calcium ion binding.